AUGAAGGAGGACAGUUGUUUACAUGCUGCUCUUAUCUGCCUGGGCAUGCUAUAUUACAGCCAUGCCAUGUCUACAGAAAAACUUAACCAUUUAAGGCCGUCACUCCAUGGUCACCAUGAAAAAGGAAAAGAAGGGCAAGUUCUGCAUCGUUCAAAAAGAGGCUGGGUGUGGAAUCAGUUCUUUGUAAUAGAGGAGUACACAGGACCAGAUCCUGUACUAGUUGGCAAGCUUCAUUCAGAUAUCGAUUCUGGAGAUGGAAACAUUAAAUACAUUCUCUCAGGUGAAGGCGCAGGAAUCAUUUUUGUUAUUGAUGACAAAUCAGGGAACAUCCAUGCAACAAAGACACUGGACCGAGAAGAGAGAGCUCAGUAUAUUCUAACGGCACAAGCUGUAGACAGAAACACUAACAGACCUUUGGAACCACCCUCUGAAUUCAUUGUGAAAGUUCAAGAUAUAAAUGACAACCCACCUGAGUUCCUACACGAAAACUAUCAUGCGAAUGUGCCAGAGAGGUCCAACGUGGGUACAUCAGUUAUUCAGGUAACCGCUUCGGAUGCUGAUGAUCCUACCUAUGGGAACAGUGCCAAACUGGUUUACAGUAUUCUUGAAGGUCAGCCGUACUUCUCCGUGGAAGCACAAACAGGUAUUAUUAGAACUGCUCUUCCCAACAUGGACAGAGAAGCUAAGGAAGAAUAUCAUGUUGUAAUACAGGCAAAAGAUAUGGGAGGACACAUGGGAGGACUCUCAGGGACAACCAAAGUGACAAUUACACUUACUGAUGUCAAUGACAACCCACCAAAGUUCCCACAGAGUGUGUACCAGAUGUCAAUAUCAGAAGCAUCCAUACCAGGGGAAGAAGUAGGACGACUAAAGGCCAAAGAUCCAGAUAUUGGAGAAAAUGGCUUAGUGACUUACAGCAUCAUUGAUGGAGAUGGUGUGGAGAUGUUUGAAAUUACUACAGAUUAUGAGACUCAGGAAGGUGUUGUAAAGCUUAAGAAGCUCCUAGAUUAUGAAACCAAAAAGUCCUACAGUCUGAAGGUAGAGGCAGCCAAUGUACAUAUUGAUCCUAAGUUCAUCAGCAAUGGACCAUUCAAGGAUACUGUAACUGUAAAGGUAGCAGUUGAGGAUGCUGAUGAGCCCCCCAUAUUUUUAGCACCAAGUUAUAUUCUUGAAGUACAAGAGAACGCGGCAGCUGGUGCUGUUGUUGGGAGAGUACAUGCCAAAGACCCUGAUGCUGCAAAUAGUGCUAUAAGGUAUUCAAUUGAUCGUCACACUGACCUUGAAAGAUAUUUUAGUAUCAGUCCAGAAGAUGGUUACAUUAAGACCAUAAAAACUCUGGAUAGGGAAGAAAUUGCUUGGCAUAACAUCUCUGUCUUUGCAACUGAAGUCUACAACCGACAUCAGGAAGCCAAAGUUCCUGUAGCAAUUAAGGUCCUUGAUGUCAAUGACAAUGCUCCAAAAUUUGCAUCAACCUAUGAAGCAUUUAUUUGUGAAAAUGGUCAGAGCAACAAGGCAUUUAUUACAAUUACUGCUGAUGACAAGGAUGAUGCAGCCAAUGGACCGAGAUUUAUCUUCAGUUUACCACCUGAAAUUAUUCACAAUCCAAAUUUUACGCUCAUAGACAACAGAGAUAAUACAGCGGGUAUUUAUGCUAGACGUGGUGGCUUUAGUCGACAAAAGCAGGAUUUAUACCUUCUUCCUAUUGUAAUAAGUGAUGGUGGAAUCCCUCCAAUGAGCAGCACCAAUACCCUCACUAUUAGAGUCUGUGGCUGUGACAGCAAUGGUUCCAUGCUCUCAUGUAAUGCUGAAGCUUACAUCCUCAAUGCUGGACUUAGCACUGGAGCUUUAAUUGCCAUUCUCGCUUGCAUUGUGAUUUUGUUAGUCAUUGUAGUGUUAUUUGUAACACUGAAAAGGCAGAAGAAAGAACCUUUAAUUGUUUUUGAAGAAGAAGAUGUCAGAGAGAACAUUAUAACUUAUGAUGAUGAAGGUGGUGGAGAGGAAGACACUGAAGCCUUUGACAUUGCUACUUUGCAGAACCCUGAUGGCAUCAAUGGGUUUAUUCCUCGUAAAGACAUAAAACCCGAGUAUCAGUAUAUGCCAAGACCAGGGCUUCGGCCAGCUCCUAACAGCGUUGAUGUUGAUGAUUUCAUCAACACAAGAAUACAAGAGGCUGAUAAUGAUCCAACUGCUCCUCCUUAUGACUCUAUUCAGAUCUAUGGCUAUGAAGGAAGAGGCUCAGUGGCUGGUUCACUUAGCUCGUUAGAGUCGGCAACAACAGAUUCUGAUUUGGACUAUGACUAUCUACAAAACUGGGGACCUCGUUUUAAGAAACUAGCAGACUUGUAUGGGUCCAAAGACACUUUUGAUGAUGAUUCUUAA
Messenger RNA from Emys orbicularis (European pond turtle), 2379 nucleotides. It is a transcript of the gene CDH11, whose product is annotated as cadherin 11. The coding region runs from base 1 to 2379 and encodes 792 amino acids. Gene Ontology annotation, cellular component: plasma membrane; adherens junction; catenin complex. NCBI's taxonomy places the organism in Eukaryota, Metazoa, Chordata, Testudines, Emydidae. The record is from RefSeq and is a predicted model, not a curated record. Gene Ontology annotation, molecular function: calcium ion binding; cadherin binding. Gene Ontology annotation, biological process: adherens junction organization; cell-cell adhesion mediated by cadherin; multicellular organism development. The transcript has 11 exons.